Molecule: messenger RNA, 2674 nt
Organism: Psammomys obesus (fat sand rat)
Lineage: Eukaryota; Metazoa; Chordata; Mammalia; Rodentia; Muridae
Gene: Grb2
Product: growth factor receptor bound protein 2
Exons: 6
Coding region: 284-937 (217 amino acids)
Molecular function (GO): protein binding
Source: RefSeq, a predicted model, not a curated record
AUCGGGCGGCGGCGGCGGCGGCGGCGUUGCGAGCGAGGCCGAGGCGGGGACGGCGGCCGGGGCAGCGGGCGCCGCAGUCGAGGAGCAGCAGCGGGGUUGGCGGGCGCGGGGGCUAGCGCAGGGCGGGCCAGGCGACGGAGCAGGCGGCUGCGCCUCGGGUGGCAUUGUGUGUCCCAGUGUGCAAGAAUAGCCCCAGAAGAGGAAAGCUGAACCCAGAGCUCUUCAGCAGGGAAGAAUCCCUCCCCCGCUGCUUCAGGCUGCUGAGCACUGAGCUGCGCUCAGAAUGGAAGCCAUCGCCAAAUAUGACUUCAAAGCUACUGCUGACGAUGAGCUGAGCUUCAAAAGGGGGGACAUCCUUAAGGUUUUGAAUGAAGAAUGUGAUCAGAACUGGUAUAAGGCAGAGCUCAAUGGGAAGGAUGGCUUCAUUCCCAAGAACUACAUAGAAAUGAAACCACAUCCGUGGUUUUUUGGCAAAAUCCCCAGAGCCAAGGCAGAAGAAAUGCUCAGCAAACAGCGGCAUGACGGGGCCUUCCUAAUCCGAGAGAGUGAGAGUGCUCCUGGGGACUUUUCCUUGUCUGUCAAGUUUGGAAAUGAUGUACAGCACUUCAAGGUGCUCCGUGACGGAGCUGGGAAGUAUUUCCUCUGGGUGGUGAAGUUUAAUUCUUUGAAUGAGCUGGUAGAUUACCACAGAUCAACUUCCGUGUCCAGGAACCAGCAGAUAUUCCUACGGGAUAUUGAACAGGUGCCACAGCAGCCAACGUACGUCCAGGCACUCUUUGACUUUGACCCCCAGGAGGAUGGUGAGCUGGGCUUUCGCAGAGGAGACUUCAUCCAUGUCAUGGAUAACUCAGAUCCCAACUGGUGGAAGGGGGCAUGCCAUGGGCAGACUGGCAUGUUCCCCCGUAACUAUGUCACCCCAGUGAACCGGAACGUCUAAGAAGCAAAAGAGAUUAUUUAAAGAAAGUGAAAAGUUGAGACCAUGCGCAAGAAUUACACCCACAUGCUGCCUGUCACAGCCUGUGAGGGAACGCAGAACACCUGGCUGGGUCCCACUGGCGACCCUCUCACUUAGGUUGUAACUUUGGGGGGUGGGGUGGGAAGGGGCGUUUGAUUUCAUAAUGCCAAAACUUAACCUAUUGAAUUGAAUUAUGGUUUUUAUUACAGAAUCUCGCCGCUGCUCCUGUACCCUCAUGUGUCCUUUUUCUCAUCCUUUCUUUCCUGUCCUUCAGUGCAUGACAUUUAAGGUCACAUAUAGUCCCAGAUGAUGCCAAUAAUAAAAGAAAAGAAACCAAGUGGGCUGGCAUUUUCUCUAUGCAAAAUGUUUGUGGAGAUUGAUGGACUAAAAGAGCCGUAUUCUUCACACAAGGGAUGACCAGGGCAUCUGGGGCCCUUGGUUGGGCUUCUACCAGAGACACCCAAAGGCAUCUGCCUCCAGCCCCAAGCCUGGAGCAUUGUAUCACGGUUGGACUUACGGGAAGGAGGCACUGCCGCCCACCUGUGGUCCCCUGAGGGUCAAACUGCAGGCCUGUGCCUCUCCCCACUGUCACCCUUCAGUGUCAUCAAGACGUUGUUUUUCAUAGUGCCUUUUUCUUAUUUCAAGGAUGUUUUAUGAGUGGUGUUUUUACUUUUUUUUUUUUUUUUUUUUUUUAAAGUAAGUUAAAGACAGUCCAGAGCUUUUCAGCUGAGAACUCUCUUGUCCUGUGUAAAUACUUUGAGGACAGGGGAAGCAGGUAGAGAAAGGAGCAAGCCGAAGCAGAGGGUGUGGGUGUUCCCCGUCUGGGAUAGGCCAGAAGUCUCCCAGGCAUUCACUGCAUCGCUAACUCACCGAGCCUCAGAAUGCCUGGCCUCAAUUGUGGGCUGCCCUUCUAUGCCCAGAGCAAGUGUGAGUAUCAAACGCAGAAAAGAUGGAAGAGCAGGUAGCGUCCAAACUGCUCUCCUUCAACUGUCAAAGGCCUAUGCUCAAUGGAAGUUGAGGAUAGGAUACUGGCUUUUCAUAUUUCUUGCUCUUAAAAUUUUAGGUUCUUGUUCUUAAUUGUGUAUUUUUUAACCUGGCCAAGAGUGCAGUCGGCAGGACCGUGGGGUUGCUUGUAUCUUUCUGUUCAGUGGGUUGUGUUUGCAGCUUUUCUGCUGCCUCCAGCCCAUGAAGCCUUGCCAGAUGGGAAAGACCAAGACCAUUGCAAAGCUUUUUGCAUCUGUCUCCGGUGAGCUUUCAGUCCUCUGUAGCCAUGUGCCUGUACACCAUCUCUUUCCAUGCAGCCUCUUUCCCACAGCAGAAACAGGGCUACUCCCAGCCUGUUCCCUUGGAGUUGGUGGCAUCCUUGAGCUGCUAGAUUCUUCAGGGUGGGGUCUCCCCUGGACUCCGUUUUGUGGGCUUAUCUUGGAGACCUAAGGCCUAGGAGGCAGCCUUCAGGUUGGAGUGUGUUCCCACCCUCCUGGUUCUGCUUCUUUCCCUGCUGAUGAUAACAAUAAUCUCUGGAAUUACACCUGGGUCAUUUGAUUGUUUUAUUUUGGAGUUGGUGUAUAUCAUGAAGCCUUGCUGAACUAAGUUUUGUGUGUAUAUAUUUAAAGAUCAGUGUUUAAAUAAAAAGACCUAUGUACUUACUCCUUUAACUUCUGCGGAUAGCAAUUUGGUAGGUAGUGAUUAACUGUGAAUAAACAUACAAUGAAUUCUUCA